UUCAUGACAUUCAGGUAAAAUUUUAUUGUUUACCAAUAAGAAAAGUAGAAUGCAUAAACUUAUCAAAAAAUAUAAAAUUUUCAAUGAGUUUUUGGUUUACGUUAACAAUGGAAAAGGUUGUCAACACAAAAUUAGUACAGCGGCCACUUUAAGUGCUAUUAAAUCUAUGAACAUUUUUGAUAGAAAUGUAAAAAAACUUCAAAAGGAAAGAGCAGCAGCAAGUCCUGAUGUUAACCUAUAUGAUUACUUGAAAGAGGAAGUUGGUUUCCGAUUAUCUGAUAGAAUUUUCGAUAUUAAGCGAGAAUUUGAAAAGGCAGUGGAUUUGGGAUGUAGUCGAGGAUAUUUGUCCAAACAUAUUUUAGCGGAAACAGUUAAACAGUUAAUUUUGUGUGAUACAAGUUCUAAAAUGCUUGAGCAAGCGGAAAGUACACCAGGAUUAAAAAUUACUAAAUUAGAAAUGGAUGAAGAAAAGUUGGAUUUUGAGGAAAAUUCUAUAGAUAUAAUCAUGUCGAAUUUAAGCUUGCAUUGGGUAAAUGAUUUGCCUGGAUGCUUUUCUAAAGUAUUACGGUGUUUAAAACCAGACGGCGUUUUUAUGGCAUCUUUAUUUGGUGGUGAUACUUUAUAUGAAUUGCGUUCUUCGUUACAACUUGCUGAACUCGAACGUAAAGGUGGUAUAGCUCCGCAUAUUUCACCAUUUACACAAAUUCGUGAUGUAGGCGGCUUAUUAAAUCAAGCUGGUUUUACAAUGCUCACUAUUGACACGGAUGAGAUAGUAGUUGGCUACCCAACAAUGUUUGAGCUUAUGUACGAUUUAAAAGGUAUGAGUGAAAAUAAUGCAGCUCUUAAUCGUCCCUUACAUUUAAGCAGAGACGUCAUGAUGGCAGCUGCAGCAAUUUAUAACGAAAUGUAUCAAAAGGAAAAUGGUGUCUCUGCCACAUUUCAAAUUAUUUAUUUCGUUGCUUGGAAGCCGGGGCCCAAUCAACCACAAAGCUUACCAAGAGGUACUGGCGAGGUGUCCUUGAAGGACCUGGGAAAGGUAAUUGAAGAAGGAGCUAAAAAGAGUAAAAACUUAAAAGAGUAAAAUCGUGGUAUUAGGAAGUUGGAUACGCUUAUUUACAAAUAGAUUUUUUAGAAAAACUUGUAUGUAUUUUUAUUUACUAUCAAAUGUAAUUUAUUUUGUAUUAUUGAUGGGCAAUGCAUAAUAUGUAUAUCACGAUAAAACAGGAUGAGAAAACUGUUUUACUCACUAAUUAAAGUACAUAUUUGCUAAUGGUAUAAAAAUGAAAAUAAAAAUUACGAUUAUCUAUUGCGAUAUGAAAAAAUUAACUUAUAUAAUUAUAUUACUUACUUUAAAAAAAUAAAAUAUUGAACUAAUUUUAUUUUUUAUAA
This is a messenger RNA of Condylostylus longicornis, 1389 nucleotides long. RefSeq names its product arginine-hydroxylase NDUFAF5, mitochondrial. Gene Ontology annotation, biological process: mitochondrial respiratory chain complex I assembly. The record is from RefSeq and is a predicted model, not a curated record. The transcript has 3 exons. Gene Ontology annotation, cellular component: mitochondrion. NCBI's taxonomy places the organism in Eukaryota, Metazoa, Arthropoda, Insecta, Diptera, Dolichopodidae. Gene Ontology annotation, molecular function: S-adenosylmethionine-dependent methyltransferase activity. The coding region runs from base 50 to 1081 and encodes 343 amino acids.